Magallana angulata is the source of this 1636-nucleotide messenger RNA. RefSeq names its product glutathione S-transferase theta-1-like. The record is from RefSeq and is a predicted model, not a curated record. The transcript is spliced from 4 exons. The coding region runs from base 276 to 1010 and encodes 244 amino acids. Gene Ontology annotation, cellular component: cytoplasm. Gene Ontology annotation, molecular function: glutathione transferase activity. Gene Ontology annotation, biological process: glutathione metabolic process. Lineage: Eukaryota; Metazoa; Mollusca; Bivalvia; Ostreida; Ostreidae.
UCUUUCCUGUUUAUAUAUUUGUUUGUGUUAUUUGCGAAGCUGAUUUAUUACACAGAACCUGUCCCGCUCAUUUAAAUCGUCCGCAAAGCUUCUUUCUCCCGAAUUCCAAUUUCUCCCCCUCUGUGUGACACUAAGCAGAAAUGUGCAGUCGUAUGCACUAGCAAGUUGUUAUUUAUUUUAAUUCGAAUGUUGCGUAGACAUAUAUCAAUUUGGAUUUGAUUUAUUAAAUGUGAAAGGCAGGUGAUUUGCUGAAGAGACAAAUUAAGCCCUUCGAAAUGGAUACAAAUGGUGUUGAUAAAGUUUCCACGAAAAAGAAUGGUUUCCACAAAGGUCCUAUGGAACUCUAUUUGGUCAGGAUUUCACCAGCUUGUCGAGCGGUCUGGCUCUAUGUCAUACAGAACGAGCUGCCCCACCUUCUGAUUGACGUCGACUUCUCCAAGGGACCUAACCACUUACCACCCGUGUUCCGUAAUCAUCCCCACCAGGAGGUCCCUCUGCUCGUGGAUGGCGAUGUGGUGGUGUUUGAGGCAACAGCAAUACUUCGGUACCUCUCCUUGAAAUACACAUCUUCCGCUGGAUUUGGCAUGUCGUUACCAAAUCAAAUGCUCUGCGAAUCGGUGAUAUCUUGGUCCUUUGGAGAACUUUUAAGGUCAGUUGGCUACACUUAUGUGUUUCCCCAAUUCUUGGAGAGCUACUCUUUCUCCCCAGAGAGCGCCAACGAAGUGGUCAUCGAAAAAGGUCUUCGCCAGGUAACGACUCACCUGGAAAUCCUCGAGAACAAAUAUUUGGAGAAGUCUAAAUACCUCGCCGGAAAUAAACUGACCGUGUCGGAUUCUUGUGCUGCUUCUGUCCUUGUACUACUGGAGUGGACGGGGUUCAGUUUCAAAAUGUGGCCCAAGGUGGAGUCUUGGCUUAGCAAGGUCAAACAACAGAUGUUCUGGGACGAGGUUCACACCACACAUACUGAUUUUGUUCGUGAACUUGAACGAGCUAAUUUGGUCCAGCGUUGAACGAAAGAAGUUGCCAGCUAGGCUUCCGAAGGGCUGUUGCAAUACAUGAAUUUCGCUAAUUAAGCGUUUGUGCGAUUCAUAUGUUUUGAUUCAUAAACAUCCAAAAUCGCAAUAUCCAGUCAAUUUUUAUGUUCAAAUUUGUGUGGUUAUUCAUUUAUUGUACUGUACACUGCAUUAACAAAAUGAUGUUUCUUUGAUACAAGUAGUUACCACUUAGCUAAUAUACAUGUAAGUCGUGAACACAUUAUCUGUUUAAGCGGUGCUUUAAUUGGCAUACAAAAUAAAAUUAAGAUUAUAUAUCACGAAAUGCCAAUUCACAUCUUUAAAUGACGAGUUAGAAAAUGACUUCUUGUCAUUCAAAUCUUUAUAACAGUCUUAUUACGGGCUUUGUACACCCCAUUACAUUACAUUAUAUUACAUUACAUUACAUUAGGCUUAUGCUGGAUGCUUAACGUUACACACUGUAGCCUUAAUGAAGCUAUAUGGUCUUUGUACAAAAUUCGCUUUUUUAUCUGCCGUGGAUCUGAUCGAAUUACAUUUGAUAAUUGGCACAUUUACAAUUGUUACAUGUGUUGUCAUAUUGAUAUACAUGUAUCUGCAUGCAAUAAAAGCUUACAUGAAUGAUA